AUGGCAGAGUAGGCUGACAUCCAUUCUUAUUGUCUCUAGCUAUCAGACGGCAUCCAACAAUUACACCGACUCCAACAGCGGCGGCUCCAUCUCCACCAGCCCAUCGUCAGCCGCGUCGUCGCUGGCUUACACAAACUAUCAGUCGAACCAUUGCACAAGCGUUCCCAGCUUUCCAGCACCUGUGCAACUACCCCAGUCGUUCGUGCCAACGUCCUAUGCCACUUCUCGGGGGCCGCACAUGUAAGUUUCGUCCGGCGCACAGCGCCAGCCGCACAUCACUGGCUGUCUCGCACAAGCUCACACAUGGUUGACAGUUCAGACAGCACUGGCUCGAGCAUGCUCCCGCCCCCAAACCCUAACCGAUCACCGAUAUCAAGCCCAUCGAAUGCAAUCGACCGUGAGGCGUACGUGAGCUCGACACCGUUCUUAGCUCGAUCUCAGCCCGGCUACGGAUCCUAUCCAGACACCCCCCGAAGUACUCUACCUCUCGCUGGCCUGUCACUGUCAAACACUCCGGCUCACGCCCACUACGCCAACGGUAACGGUCACAUGUCUUCGCCUGGCUACAGCGCGCAGAAUGACUGCGGCAACUUUCCCUGGCCCAAUCUGGAGGUCCACGCUGACAUGACCUGCAACAACACCGCAGUCACACCCGAGGUCUUCGCCAAAGUCGAAAAGGGCUUCUUCCGCUCCACCGUCGACAACAAGUGGACCUGCUAUCGACGCAACUACUUUUCCGUGCAAUGUAACUACGAGCUGCGGCCGAACAUCGACAAUGCGCCCAUAUACCUCAAGCGGAACAAUAGUUCGACCACCGAGAUGGUCCAAGCAAUGGGCAUGCGCUUGUCCGCUGCUGUCGACGGGUCUGGUGGGAAGAGUAUCGAGUUGGUGCAACACACUCCGAAGCGUGACAAUGGGCCCAAGAACAAGAUCGAGAUUGUCCGGGUCGCUCCCACACCAAGCCCGGGACGGGGUGACCACGUCUCACCACACGGAGGAAUCUACUCAGUACCUCUGUCUGGCUUCCAUGCCACAGGUCACGUUCCGGGACCUCGCCUUCCUCUCCAAAACACACCCGAUCCCAAUUCCUCUUCGUCGACCAGCACGCAGACUUCACAGCUAGCCGGCACGUACCAAUACUCUGCAGCAGGAGCACCACAUAUGCCCAUGCCAGGCUCACAGCACACACAUAGCUUUGAGCGCGUGCAGUUCAAACAAGCGACUGCGAACAACGGCAAGCGGCGCGCAUCGCAACAAUAUUUUCACCUCAUCGUCGAGCUUUUUGCAGAUGUGCGGGAAGAAAGCGCUAAGCAGCCGGUUUGGGUCAAGGUCGCCCAUCGAGUCAGUGAGAAGAUCGUUGUCCGUGGAAGGUCUCCGAGCCACUACGCCAACGAGGGACAAAACCAAAGCGGUAGUAGAACGGGUAGCUCUGGCGGCAGCAGUGGAUACGCUGGUGGUAUGAUGGGCGGCUCAAGCUACACUGCAGUCGCCAAUACACCAGGCUUCCGUGCCUCUAUGUCCAGCCACUACGGAGGUCCUACAGGCGGGUAUCAGCGUUCCAAGAACGCCUAUGGCGGAUUCCAUGCUUCUCCUGAGCACUCGGGCAGCAGCGCGUCGAGUGUUGACGGUGGUGCAAACGACUCCGAUUAUCCUGCGGACGCAGUCAUGUCUGAUGCCGAGAGGAGCGACAUCCAGGGUCAUGACGGUUACCGAUACUAUCCAGGCCCUCUCUAUGAGAAUGUCCCGUCUGUCCAGGGCGGGCUUCCACUGCCCAAGAUCGAGAGUGGUGCUCGAUUCUCCACGGACCCUUCCUCAUGGGCCGUCAAGAACGAGUAUUCUGACGCCGUCGGCGGAGCGCCUCAGUGGCCAGUCAGCAGUGUGAGUAGGUUCCAAGGCGUCGAUUCCAGUCGUGGGUAUUUCCCAGACUUGACGGCCAACUACUCAUGA
Molecule: messenger RNA, 1947 nt
Organism: Lecanosticta acicola
Lineage: Eukaryota; Fungi; Ascomycota; Dothideomycetes; Mycosphaerellales; Mycosphaerellaceae
Source: the annotation of a GenBank genome assembly